AAAAAACAAUCCCACAAGUGAACUUGGUUAUUAUUAAUGUGUACUGAUUUGAUAAGCUAUGCAAAGUCCUGUCCCUCUGGAGACAAACUCAUCAAGAACAGACUUUGCCCUACGCAGCUCAUAACAGGAAGCGGAGGGGUACCGGACUAAAAGGUUCGUUGAGAGAUACAAUAUGAACAGAGAGCAGCCUCCCCCUCCGUAUAACCCCUAUUACCCUCCGCAUUAUCCUAAUGCAACACAGGGUAACAUUGGGCAGCCCACCGCUGGCAUGAUGCCCCCCGCUGGGCAGCCCACCGCUGGCAUGAUGCCCCCCGUUGUUGAACAUGUCAAUAUGGGGAUUCCGGACAGUGCUCCGCCAGAAUACUCUCUGGGAUUUGAAGAUGAGAACUGCUUUUCAGAUGCUACCAUAAGAAGAGGUUUCAUAAGAAAAGUGUAUCUGACGCUUAUGGUUCAACUUUUGAUAACUGUUGGAAUCAUCUGUGCUUUUCUUUACUGGGAGACACUCAAGGACUGGGUGAGAGAAACAUACUGGUUUACCUACACUAUGAUGUGCGCAACGUUUGUUCUAAUCAUUGUGCUCAUCUGUUGUGGUAACAUACGUCGCAAAGUUCCCUUAAACUUCAUCUUCCUAGCGCUAUUUACAAUCACAGAAGGCUUUCUCCUCGGAUCAGUGGUAGUGUACUAUUCAGCAGAUGCUGUGCUCUGGGCAGUGGGUGCAACUGCUCUGGUGUCUCUUGCAAUGACUUUGUUUUCACUGCAGUCAAAAUGGGACUUCACAGCUCUAUCAGGGAGCAUAUGGGUAUUAUCCUGGACUCUGUUUUCAUUUGCAUUACUCUGUGCAAUUCUGAGAUCACAGUAUUUGUACAUCCUUUAUGCUUCACUGGGAACUUUGGUCUUCUCUUUGUACUUGGUUAUGGACACGCAGCUCAUACUGGGUGGGAAGCACAAAUACAGCAUCAAUCCAGAAGAGUACAUCUUUGCUGCUCUGAACUUGUACCUUGAUAUUAUCACAAUUUUCUUAUUAUUGCUUCAACUAAUUGGACUUUGUCGUUGAUGUGGUUGACUGUUGGGGCUUUGAGACACAUUUUUACUCCAUUUUUUAAACAUAGUUUGAGCUUGUGUCUAUAACAUAUUAGAGGUUGAAUUGAUUUUGGUUAAUUGUAGAUAAAACAGCUAUUAGUAAAAUAGCUAACGCACUGGAAACAAAAUGGCGGUGAAAUAAUUUUCACUCAGAAAUUGCUAUUAAUUUUUACAGAUAAUUACAGCAUCACAAAAUUGAAUUCAAUGCAGUGGUACAUUAAGUAAAAUUGCUAUAGAUAUACAGGUAAGCGAAUAAAGAACAAUGUCAUAUAUUGGAUAUGAAUAUGCAAUAAACCAGGUUUUUGAGGAACAUUUUUACCACCAUUAUUUAAAAAAUAACUCCAUUUUUUUCUGUAAGAUGUUGUAAUACAUGUUCUCUGUCAUGUCACUGUACUUUAAUUUAAAUUUAAUAAAGUAUCUACUGUCAUCCA
Molecule: messenger RNA, 1511 nt
Organism: Puntigrus tetrazona (Sumatra barb)
Lineage: Eukaryota; Metazoa; Chordata; Actinopteri; Cypriniformes; Cyprinidae
Exons: 10
Coding region: 173-1054 (293 amino acids)
Cellular component (GO): membrane
Source: RefSeq, a predicted model, not a curated record